Molecule: messenger RNA, 2466 nt
Organism: Aedes albopictus (Asian tiger mosquito)
Lineage: Eukaryota; Metazoa; Arthropoda; Insecta; Diptera; Culicidae
Exons: 5
Coding region: 1-2466 (821 amino acids)
Source: RefSeq, a predicted model, not a curated record
AUGAAAAUCCUUCAUCUGAGGAACUCUUUGAUUGGCGAAGCGAAGGAAAAGAUUGACCAGCAGGUUGUCAAUAACAACGAUUACAACAUGGCAUGGAAGAUUCUGACGGAUGCGUACGAGGAUCGGAGGUUGAUCAUGGACACACACAUCGAUGCUCUUCUUGACAACCCAAAAGUCAGCAAAGACAAUCGCGGUAAGUCUAUUUCGAACAUGGUCGAAAUCAGCGUUAAACACACCGAUGCUCUGAAAAGUCACGGGUACCCGGUGGAUGGACUAUCUGAGCUGAUUUUGGUGAACGUGCUAUACAAAAAACUUGAUGGAGACACUCAAGAACAAUGGGAGUCCAAGUUGUUGGGCAGCGGUCAAAUGCCUGACUUCACGGUAUUCAUGGAUUUCCUGAAGGAAAAAGGACGCGUUUUGCAACGGACAACUCGCUUCCAGCAGCAAGCUUUUCAGCAAUCAUCCGCGCCCGGCAAGCUGCGUCAACCGGCAAUGCAAAAACAGUCAGCCCCUUUUGCAUCGAAAUCCUUCAUCCAAACCAUAAAAGAAACGUGUCCCUGCUGCAAGGAGGAACAUUCCAUUUACAAGUGCACGAAAUUCCAAGAGCUGAACACAGAGGAGCGCAAAUCGAUUGCUAUGAAAUCCAUGUUAUGCUACAACUGCUUGAAGUCGAAGCACCGAGUGGCAGACUGUCCAUCGGAUCAAGGAUGCAAGAUCCAGGGAUGUGGUCGGAGACACCACAGCAUGCUGCAUCCCACCGGCGCGCAGCGAGACUUAGUUGAGCUACAGCAGUCUCAAAUUGCAAAACCAACGGAACAACCAGCAUCACCGGAAACCAGUGAAUGCGAGUCAAGUGCAACCACGUUGUGCGGUAGUAUCGGCGGCACGAAGCGGCAAGUGCUCUUGUCCACAGCUGAAGUAUUGGUGAUAGGGCAGAACGGAGUCCGAGUCAAGUCUCGAGCACUAUUGGAUUCGGGUUCCGAUAACUUCCUGGUUGUGCCGAAGGUGACAUCCAACCUACCAGUCACCGACGUAGAUCACCGAUCCUGGCCACUUCCUCCUGGCCUACAGCUAGCGGACCCGUCAUUCCACGUGCCGGGUGAGAUUGACCUCAUUAUUGGCAACGAAAUCUUCUUCGACCUUAUCAAGCAAGGCCGCCUAAAGCUAGACAACGCUGCAAUACUGACGGAAACGGAAUUAGGAUGGGCCGUAGGUGGAUCGGUGCAGACCAGGAAGUCCAGGACGAGCGGGCGUGUCUGCCAACUGAGCCACCAAGAAAAAAUGCUGAGCAAAACCUUGCAACAGUUCUGGGAGAUCGAAAACGUCGGCGCUGAGUCAAAAAUGAGCGUUGCUGAAGCACUUGUUGAGGAACAUUUCGUCACGACGCACACACGGAACGGAGAUGGGCGGUACACUGUUCGUUUUCCGUUCAACGAAUUCCAGCACACGCUAGGUGAUUCGUACGAGACCGCAAGCAAACGUCUGGAUAAGUUAUUAAUCGCAUUGACGAAGGAUCCACUGAAGAGAGAACAGUAUUUCAGCUUCAUGUCUGAAUACCGUUCGUUGGGCCACAUGGAAGAAGCCACGAGCUCCACCACGAAGAUUCGCGUCGUCUUCGAUGCUUCGGCAAGGACGACAACGGGAGUAGCAUUGAACGACAUCGUUUGUGUCGGACCGACAGUCCAGAGCGACUUGCAAUCCAUAAUUUUGCGGUUUUGCUCUCAUCCGAUUGUCCUGACGGCGGACAUACCUAAAAUGUACCGCCAAAUAUUGCUUCACAAAGACGACCGCAAUUUUCAGAAAAUACUCUGGGUGGAUGACAGUGGCGUGCGCACGGUGUACAAAUUGAGUACGGCGGUGACGUACGGAGUGGCUAGCUCCCCGCAUCAUGCAACGAGAACAUUGAUCCAGUUAGCAACAGACGAAGGCAAGACCUUUCCGCUCGCCGAGCAGGUGAUUCGGUAUGAUAGCUAUGUCGAUGACUUUUUAACUGGAGGAAAAACUGUGAAUGAAGUCGUCUCCAUCUACAAGGAAUUGUCAACGUUGCUGCAACUCGGUGGUUUUGGUGUCCACAAAUUUUGCUCAAAUGAUCCGGCUGUACUGAGCGAAAUUCCAGAAGAAUUACAAGAAACGUGCGUCAGUUUUGAGGACACAGGGAUCAACAACACCAUUCGAACACUUGGCUUGAUUUGGAAUCCACUGGAAGAUUACUUCACGUUUUGUGUUCAGACAAUCAACGAAGAAAUCACGACUACGAAGCGAAAAGUCCUAUCGGGCGAUUCCAAGUUGGUGAUGCAGGACAUCUGGCGUGUUGGUUUGAACUGGGAUGACGAGCUGCCAGAAGAAAUUCAGCAGAAAUGGAUUCAGUUCCGGCGUCAGCUGCCGGUAGUGAACGAAAUGCGCAAGCCACGAUGUGUUAUUCCCGGUGAUGCGAUCCGCAUUGAACUACACGGUCGUAUAUGCUAG